Messenger RNA from Rhagoletis zephyria (snowberry fruit fly), 1437 nucleotides. Its product is annotated as mucin-17-like. NCBI's taxonomy places the organism in Eukaryota, Metazoa, Arthropoda, Insecta, Diptera, Tephritidae. The record is from RefSeq and is a predicted model, not a curated record.
AUGCAAGUUACCGAAAGUUCGACGACUGACUCCAAGGAUUCGGUGUUGGUGGAAACUGUUCCUAUUGCUGCAGAAUUACCCAACCAAUAUUCAGAGACCACGCUAUCGACUGAGUCAAUUACAACGACAACUCAAAAGUUUUCGGAACUCUCCACAAGUGGCCAGAGUGAAUCUCCUACGCAGUAUUCAGUAUCGACUGCUACCGUUUCCGUCACUUCUACACCAAUUGUCACCACAGAAAUUGAUUCAACUUCAAUAAGAGAAGAGGAGACUACAACUGUAUCGAUAAUUGAAAAUAAGUCCAACAUAAUGAACACCGUGGAAGACAUUACAACUGAGGUGAUAUCAACAAUUCAAAAUGAGUUCGCCACGUUACCUACGCUUGAGGAAACCGCAACUGAAGUUUUAUCAACAAUUCAAAAUGAGUUCGCCACAUCAACUACGCUUGAGGAAACUACAACUGAAGUUUUAUCAACAAUUCAAAAUGAGGCCUCUUCUUCAACCACGCAGGUUGAGACUUUAAGCCAAAAUGUUUUAACAAUCGAAGAUGACCCUAGUAUAUCUACUACCCAGGCAGAGAUUACAACUAAAAGUGAGUCUAUCUCGGAUUAUCCACUAACGCUUGAACGCGUGUCCGUCACUCCUACUUCAUUUGCCACCACGGCAAUUUAUUCAAUUUGGACCGCAGAAGGAGAGUUUAAUGCGCAAGGUCAUACUACAAUCGAAAACGAGUCCACUAUAACCCGAGGUAUUCCUACGUCUCAGCAUGGGUCCACUACACCUACCCCACAAGAGGAACAAGAGAAAACUUCAACUAAUAGCGUGUCAACCAUGCAAAGUCCAAUCACAAGUUUACCGCUGGAUACAACUAUUGCCAUUGAGCCAACCACGUUCUCUGAGCUAACUGAGAUUUCCACAACAUCCACUGAAAGCACAGUUAACUUAUGGACUGCAAUAACAACCACUACUAAAGCAAUUUUGGAAACUUCUAUGGAUAAUACUUUAAGAGAAGAAGCCAUCGAAGGGGCUACAAGUACAGCUUCUGUCCAUGAUGAAACAACUCAGUCAGAUAAUUUGCAACCUACUGUCGUUUGUUUUAACAGUGGAGAAACGACUACAAUGGGUUCAGACGCUACUGAGUUCAAUCUUAGUAAUCUAACAACACUAACGGUAACGGAGUUUAGUACCGAAAGUAGUACAACGGAUUCAUCGGAAGAUCGGUCUGUUACCAGCCUAAACUAUAAUAUUCAAAACACCUUACCUUAUGAACUGGUCGUCGAUAAUAGUGUCGAAGAGGCUAAAACCAUAGAAACUUCAACAAUAGAAGCUGAAAGAUCAGACGACUUUGCAGAUUCAAAUAGUAUUACGGUUGAGGAUACACUAAUGAAGCCUAUGACAUUUACUUACGACACUGACGUUAUGCCUACCUUAGAUUAA